This is a messenger RNA of Postia placenta MAD-698-R-SB12, 796 nucleotides long. RefSeq lists its product as hypothetical. The transcript has 4 exons. The record is from RefSeq and is a predicted model, not a curated record. Bases 1 to 477 code for a protein of 158 amino acids. Lineage: Eukaryota; Fungi; Basidiomycota; Agaricomycetes; Polyporales; Adustoporiaceae.
AUGAUCCCGCGCCUCGGAUCGCUCUCGACCUCGGCGCGCAGCGCGCACCGCCUCAACAUCGCGCCGCCCUACUACUACGUCGAGCUGCCAAAGACGGGCCUCAAGCUGGUCAUCUGCGACAAGCCCGCGUCCGGCGCGGGAUACAAGAACGUGAUCGAGCUCAUGGACAAGUUCGCCGCGGCGCAGCUGCGCUCGCGCAAGGCGCGGCGGUUCACGUACGCCGCGGCGAUCCUCUCGGAGAUCGCGCACGUCUCGGAGACGCCGCUGGAGCCCAGCCACAUGCUGGUCAAGCUGGUCCUGGCAGAGGAGUCGAGUAUCCCGCAGGCCAUCAGCGCGCACGUGUACCUCACGGGCGCCGUACCGAGCGCGGCGUAUGACACCGCGUCCAUCUAUUGGAACGACGUCGAGGAAAUUGCGGAGCACGAGAUCUGGGCCAUGCGCGAGGCCUCCGAGCUGGCCGAGAGCACCAGAGGCUGAGGACUCAUGCAAUCACGCACCUACCAUGAAGCCUGAUUCUUGCAUCGGACAGGUUCUGGUGCGAGAUCAACAGGGUGAAGAGUAGGCGUUCAUCUGCCAAACUAGCGCAGGGCAACGGACCCCAGAGCUUGAGCAGUAUCAUGAUGUGUAAUGGUUACCUCAGUGAGGGCGUACGAUGGCGGCGGAACCCCGACGAAAGCAGUAAAACCCUGGAGGAUUACCGAGUUGGGCCUACGAUGUAUACAAUAUCAUUGUUAUGUAGCAUAUAGCUUUCCGAUUGUUGUAUCACAUGUGAUGAUAAUUACCUCUGUUGACUAAU